Desarmillaria tabescens is the source of this 1886-nucleotide messenger RNA. Its product is annotated as FAD-linked oxidase-like protein. NCBI's taxonomy places the organism in Eukaryota, Fungi, Basidiomycota, Agaricomycetes, Agaricales, Physalacriaceae. Gene Ontology annotation, molecular function: D-lactate dehydrogenase (NAD+) activity; D-lactate dehydrogenase (cytochrome) activity; FAD binding. The record is from RefSeq and is a predicted model, not a curated record. Gene Ontology annotation, cellular component: mitochondrion. The transcript has 12 exons. Gene Ontology annotation, biological process: lactate catabolic process. The coding region runs from base 178 to 1839 and encodes 553 amino acids.
CCGACAUGGUCCUUAUAUAUCUGACUGCCACAGUGCGUAUCUGCUGGCGUUGCGGCAGCCGGGCCGUGCUCUGGCAACUCUUGUUGAUCGCGUGAACGGAUAUUGCCCCGUGCCACGAUUGCGGGUUUCCUAGCAUUGUAUCUUUUACUUCGACCCCAGCAUUCAAGAGAGGCAGCCAUGCUUGUUCGUCCCUCUAUUAAGCCUUUCUUUUCGGCGAGACCUUCAGCGAUUUCGUUCUCCACACAUUGGGCUUCAAGUUCACGACGUCGGUUUACUACGGCGAACGGCGCUCUGCCUCGGGAAACUCCUCCCAUAUUCCGCUCUGCAUAUAGUCUCCUUGCAGUUUCUCUAGCUAGUGGAGCCUUGGGCUAUUUUGUGUCGAGCUGGAAUAAGACUGACGACAUUCCGACCACUCCCAAGUACGGCUCCCCCAAAGACUAUGAACAAGCCAUCUCAGAGCUUCAGCGUACCUUUGCUAGUCGUGACGGCGUCGUCUCGACAGAUCCACAAGACUUACACAUACACGGACACUCAGAAUAUGAUUACCACCCUGACUUGCUUCACAGCGUCGUUGUCUAUCCUGACUCAACAGACGAUGUCGUCAAAAUUGUUAAAAUUGCGACGAAAUACCGCAUGCCUAUUACACCUUACUCGGGUGCUACAAACUUAGAGGGGCAUACCCGUGGUCAUUCCUCUGGUGGGAUAUGCCUUGACCUUUCUGGCAUGAAGAGGAUCAUAGAAAUACACGAGGCUGACUCUGAUAUGGUUUGCCAACCUGGCAUUGGCUGGGUCGAAAUCAACGACGCUUUACAAGACAAGGGAAUUCCUCUCUUUUUCCCGAUCGAUCCCGCUCCCGGUGCAACAAUUGGAGGAAUGCUUAGCACAGGAUGUUCCGGGACGAACGCUGUUCGAUAUGGUACGAGCAAGGGAGAAUGGUUUCUAAACGCCACCGUAGUGUUACCUUCCGGAGAGGUCAUCAAGACGAGAAGACGAUCUAGAAAAUCUUCCGCUGGGUUUGAUACUACAAAGUUAUUCAUUGGCGCUGAAGGGACGUUAGGCAUCGUCACCGAAGUCACAAUCCGACUGGCGCCCGUCUUGCCAACAAGUGUCGCAGUAGUUCAGUUUCCUGACGUAAGAAAAGCAACAGAGGCCGUCAGAGAAAUUAUAAACCAAGGGGUUGGAAUACAAUGCAUAGAACUGGUGGAUUCAGAGUUCAUGCGGGCGACAAAUAUCUAUGGCCAAUCCAAACGCAAAUGGCCAGAAAAGGAUGGCCUUUUCAUUAAGCUGCAAGGGCACACGCAACAGUCCAUCAUGGACAGCGCUCAGGUGGUCAAGAAGGUCGCGGAAAAGCAUGGUGGGAUUGGUUUCGAGCUUGCAAAGAACGGCAAGGAGGCGGCAGACCUUUGGGCUGAUAGGAAAAAUGCACACUUUUCCGGUCUGGCCCUGAUUCCGGGGGCCAAAGGGUGGGCGACGGACGUGUGUGUCCCCGUGUCGAAGUUACCAGACCUCGUAUACCAGACUAAGGAAGAUCUUAAGAACCUCGGGCUUGUUACCACUAUAGUUGGACAUGUUGGAGACGGGAAUUUUCAUGCUCUGAUCCUCUUCAAUAAUGAGGAAGAGCAAGUCAAGACAAAGCAGGCGGUCAGCCGAAUGGUAAGGAGAGCUAUUGCACUCGAUGGCACAUGUACCGGAGAGCACGGCGUUGGCAUUGGCAAGAAAGACUACCUCAUAGAAGAGCUCGGAGAAGGGACAGUAGAACUAAUGAAGACUAUUAAACGUUCUAUCGACCCUCUUGGGCUUUUCAACCCUGGCAAGGCACGUCUUUCGGAUUUCCGUUAAUUCGAACGAUCUCAAUGUUCUGAAAAUGAUACAGUUGUACCCUGAAA